AUGCAGCUAAUCGUGGCUACCUUCAGCAACUACCAGGAGUUGGUAGACAAGGCCACCAUACUUGAAGGCGGGCUGCAGCAGAUUGAUAGCCGCAAGCGGAAAUAUGGCCAGGGAAAGUACAACUCUGGAGCUCAGCAGAAGCCCCGCUAUGCCCCAUACUCGGGAGGACAUACCCAUCACACCCAUGGAGGACAUAAUCAUGGAGGACAUAACCAUGGAGGGAAUGGGAACAAUCGCAACCACGACAACAACUCUAAGUCGGGCAAUGGAGGCAAUGGCAACCAGCACCAUCCUGCUCCAGCUCAGAAGGAUCUAAGUCAUAUCACCUGUUUCAAGUGCCAGAAGACAGGACACUAUGCCACUGAUUGUCCGGAGGCCAAGCAGAGGAAUGGAAACGACAACGGUAAUGGAAGCUCAGCAAAGAAGCCCAACCCUUUUCCUCGUGCUUAG
Molecule: messenger RNA, 450 nt
Organism: Aegilops tauschii subsp. strangulata
Lineage: Eukaryota; Viridiplantae; Streptophyta; Magnoliopsida; Poales; Poaceae
Source: RefSeq, a predicted model, not a curated record